AUGCAAAUUCUGUGUAUCACGGUUCUUUCUUUGGUCGCGGUUACUGUUGCGUUUCGUCCUUCCCAACGAUCGCUGGUGCGGAGUAGCGCCGCUUCUUUGACUUUACGCCAUGCCCCCUUUAGCCGCUUAACGAAGAUCUACGAGCAGACGGAUCAAACCCAAACGGAGGUUCUCAAGCUUGAGCCUAUCCUACUAGUCUCAGAUACGGAUAAAGUGGUUGACCCUGGCGAGGAAUUGUUUUUGGCUACGGUAGAAGAGGCGGUAGACGAGGCGUUGCAAGCGGAGGUGGAAACACUUGGUUCCGAAAAUGAAGUCGAGACUUUCGGCGUCGUAUUAGAGAGCUUCACAGAAGAGAGUGCCAACGUAAUAUCCUCAUCAGAGAUGUCUGCAGAAUUUGCAUCCGUAUCAGAGACAUCUGCCGAAGUAGCAUCUGAUGUUGUGAGUGCCAUUCUCGCUGCUUCGCAAGAAGCCGCUGAUGCUGCGGAAGCAACCCUCUCGGAUGAAGACAUUUUUAAUUAUUCCACACCCGGCUUUAAAAAUGCUACGGUGGAAGUUAACAGAAUCCCUGAGAUCCUUCCGGCGUCGCAGAUCGUUGGGGAUCCCUCAGUGGCACCAAAAAUAGCCGCACCGUCGGUUGGAAAAAUUCUUAAAUUCGCGUUACCUGCCACCGGGGUGUGGCUCUGUGGGCCUCUCUUGUCGUUGAUUGACACGAGCUCUGUAGGCAUUCUGUCCGGAACGGUCCAGCAGGCUGCUCUGAAUCCCGCGGUUGCUGUCACUGACUACGCUGCCUUGCUUAUUGCAUUUUUGUUUACGGGGACGACGAAUCUCAUGGCGUCAGCCUUGGAGUCUGAUCGUGGAGUAGAAGGAUCACCCCGGAGCACAAGUACCCUGAAAGGAGCCAUACAACUUUCGACUUAUGUCGGCGCUGGCUUGGGCGCCGUUUUAUUUGUCUUCGCCCGACCCUUGCUGCAAGCUUUAAUUGGAAAUGACGCCAUGAGUCCUGCCGUAUUUGCCGCCGCAAUGAAGUACGUUCGCAUCCGGGCGCUUGGAAUGCCGGCAGCUGCCGUAAUUGGGAGUACUCAAGCUGCUUGCCUUGGCAUGCAAGAUAUCCGCAGUCCUCUCUAUGUUCUAUUGGCGGCGGCUGUUGUCAAUUUUAUCGGAGACAUGCUUUUCGUCGGGAGUACCAACCCUUGGCUUGGUGGAGCGGCCGGAGCCGCUUGGGCUACCGUAUUCAGUCAAUUUGCGGCCGUUGGUUUAUUUGUGCACUGGCUUUGUCACAAACCGCAAACGAAAGAGCGUAAACAGGUGGUCAACGUGUCUCGAGCUAUUUUGGAACUGACUGGAAAGUCGGAUAGCGCCGGUGAAAACCGAAGGCGGCGCUUCAUAGACACUUUGCAGUCGUUCCGAGCGAAUUUAUCAGAAGAGAAGUCGAUAGCAGUUCCAAGCAGAACAGGACACGCUACGACAAAGACACGUCGAUCCAAAUGGACCAAAAAAAACAAGCCAUCAUCGAAGGAGAAAUCUUUUUCAGUGCGCGGAUUCCUCGAGAGCAAAAUCCAGAGGCGGGAGCUUGUCAGGCUUCCGUCCAAAAGCAUUAUCAAAGAAUUUUAUCCAUAUAUGUUGCCGGUUACCAGCACACAGGUUGGUCGGGUUUCAGGUUAUGUUGCUAUGGCGCACGUUGUUGCCAGUUCACUCGGUACCGUCAGCAUGGCGGCUCAGCAAGUAAUUGUCAGCCUUUUCUACUGCCUCUGCCCCAUUGCGGAUUCACUUAGUUUAACAGCGCAGUCCUUUGUGCCAGCGAUUGCCGAAAAGAAGGUUUCGAAAGAACGAACCAAUGCAUUACGAAAGACGACGAGAAACUUUUUUAAGGCCGGCUCAAUUUUCGGCUCUGUGAUGGUCAGCGCUGUUCUCUGCAUUCCAUUCUUGUCGCAAUUUUUUACCGCUGAUCCUGUUGUCAGUUCCAUGGUAGCGUCCAUUGCCCCGUUGCUUGUGGGCGUGUUUGCCGUGCAUGGUAUUGUUUGCGCAUCUGAAGGUCUCUUGUUGGGGCAAAAGGAUCUGGGGUUCUUGGGCAAAAUGUACGCCGGCUUUUUUGCAGUUGUUCCUUUUUUUAUGCUGCGGGUGAAACGUGCGGCUGCGCGCGGCGUACCAGGAACUAAUUUGAGUUCUGUCUGGAAGGUGUUCUUAGGCUACCAACUUUUCCGAUGGAUGAUGUGGAUGUCUCGAGUGGUCACAAUUCAGCGAAGAACUGAGCGAGAAUCAGCCGGCUUUAUGUAGCUGAAAGCAUUUCCUAAACUUUGUACAUACCACUUCUA
Molecule: messenger RNA, 2312 nt
Organism: Phaeodactylum tricornutum CCAP 1055/1
Lineage: Eukaryota; Bacillariophyta; Bacillariophyceae; Surirellales; Neidiaceae
Exons: 1
Coding region: 1-2274 (757 amino acids)
Biological process (GO): transmembrane transport
Cellular component (GO): membrane
Molecular function (GO): xenobiotic transmembrane transporter activity; antiporter activity
Source: RefSeq, a predicted model, not a curated record